Ostertagia ostertagi is the source of this 468-nucleotide messenger RNA. NCBI's taxonomy places the organism in Eukaryota, Metazoa, Nematoda, Chromadorea, Rhabditida, Trichostrongylidae. The record is from the annotation of a GenBank genome assembly.
AUGAUCGUACAUGAAGGGCCUUUGAUUAAAGCUCCCAUUGCUGGCAUCAAUGUUCGCGUCCAGGAUGGAGCAACGCACGCAGUUGAUUCUACUGAAAUUGCCAUGAUCAACACUAUGCAAAAUAUGAUGCGUGAAGCGUUCGAAAAAGCUGAAUGGAUGCUUCUUGAGCCCAUCAUGUCAGUCGAAGUUACGACUCCAUCUGAGUUUCAGGGUAAUGUAACCACAUCGCUCACACAACGGAAUGCUAUGAUCACGUCCACCUCUACAACAGAAGGAUACACUACAAUAGAUUGCGAAUGCCCUUUGUCCGACAUGUUUGGAUAUACCUCUUUGUUACGCUCGUUAACAGAAGGGAAGGGAGAGUUCACCAUGGAGUAUUCGAGGUAUGCUCCAACUACACAAGAAGCUCAGGAUAGUGUCGUUCGUGAAUGGCAAAUCACCCAUGGUAUUAAUAGAUCCCAAUGCUGA